Molecule: messenger RNA, 3755 nt
Organism: Linum tenue
Lineage: Eukaryota; Viridiplantae; Streptophyta; Magnoliopsida; Malpighiales; Linaceae
Source: the annotation of a GenBank genome assembly
CUGCCGAAGUUCCGACGAGGCCGCACCAUCAUAGAAGGCGUGGCGGCGGCUCCAACGGCGGCGAACCAUCUGAGGGGAGCGGGUAUAUCGAUGUGCUGGAACUUGGAACCUAAAGCCAGACCUACACUGGUGCAACUCCUCUUUUCAAGUUCCAACCAUUUGUUCAAUGGUCUCUUGAUGGCUCAUAGGAUUAAGGCCAUAAGGACCAAACUAGAUGAGAUUGACGAGAAUCGAAAGAUGUUCAACCUUCAAACUCGUCUCGAGGAGCCUUUUGCUUUGAACAAGAGCAGACAAACCGACUCUUUCGUCCCUAGUGCAUUUGUUGGUAGAGACAAAGAUAGUGCGAAGAUAAUAAGUUUGUUAUUAUCGACCAAUGGCCAGCAGAAAGUUGAAGUUAUUCCAAUUCUUGGAAUAGGGGGCCUUGGAAAAACAGCAUUGUCGCAACAAAUUUACAAUGAUGAGAGAGUGAGCUCUUAUUUCCAAUUGAAAAGUUGGAUCUGUGUUCCAGAUAAUUUUGACGAAACACUAGUAGUCAAAAGGAUUUUGGAGUCUUUGACCGAAGACAAAGUUGGAGAUCUUCAAUUGCAAACUUUGAAGACUAAACUGAAGAACAAGAUGGAUAACAAGAAGUUCUUGUUUGUGUUGGAUGAUGUAUGGGACAAUGGUGACUAUGAGAGCAACUGGGACAGUUUAAUGAGCUUCUUGUGGAAUGUCGGCGCAGUGGGGAGUAAAAUUAUCAUAACUACACGUAUUAGAAGUGUCGCGAAUUUGAUGGCGACUAAAGGGGUUGAACCACAUGAAUUACAAGGUUUAAGCAAGCAGGAUUCAUGGACACUGUUUAAACAUAUAGCAUUCAAAGGAGAAGCAAUGGAAGGUGGUGAAAGGUUUGUGCGAGCAGGAGAAGCUAUUGUGGGGAGAUGUGUGGGAGUUCCUUUGGCCAUAAGGGCGAUGGCCGGCAUCCUGUCGUCGAAGAGAAAUGUGGUUGAUUGGGAGGCUUUGAGAGACAAGCAAGCACGCCUGGACAGGGUUGACACUGACAAAAGGAUCUUGGCAACUCUUAGGUUGAGUUACGACAACCUCCCUUCCCACUUGAAACCCUGUUUUGCUUACUGCAGCUUGUUCCCAAAAGAUUGUGUGAUUGAUGUGAAAAUGCUGGUACAACUUUGGAUGGGGCAAGGGUAUAUCAAUCGUGGUCAAUUGCCAUCGUCGCAUCUGUACGAGGUUGGAGUCGAAUAUUUCAAGGGUAUGUUGUCCAAAUCAUUUUUCCAGGAGUCGCACGAAGAUCAGCGAGGGAACGUGAAGAAUUGUAAAAUGCAUGAUUUAAUGCAUGAUCUAGCUCUGGAAGUUGCAGGGGAGGAGAACAUCACUUUGAAGGCCUCAAAUCCGAUGGUUGAUGAUGAUGAUGUCAACUUAGACAGACUUCGACACAUGUCGGUCGACUUUGGAGGGGUACGCCGGAAGUCAUGGCCAGUUCCUGAUUCGUUGCCCCAAGCAACAAAGCUAAGAACUUUUCUUCCUGCAAAUUUGGACUGGGAAGGUAUGAAUGUGCGAGAAGGGAAGGGAUAUGAGAUGUUCUUCUCAAACAUGACCAGCCUCAGAGCCUUGAGUCUCUAUGGUGGUCAGAUGAAGGUCAUCCCACCCUCCAUCCAUAAGUUGAAACGUCUGAGAUAUCUAAAUCUUUCUCGUAAUGGAAUGGAGACGUUACCCGACGAAAUCAUGAAGCUGGUGAACUUGCAGGUGCUCAUAUUGGAUCUCUGUUACGAGCUCCAGGAACUCCCACAAGACAUGGCAAAGUUGUCCAACCUCGAGUUUCUCAGCCUUCUUGGAUGCUGGAGGUUGAGAGGGCUACCAUUAGGGAUUGGGAAACUCACUCGCCUGAAAGAACUGUCCACAUUUGUACUGGGAACCGAGGCCAAGAUUAGCGAACUGAAGGAUCUCGACAAUCUGGGCGGGGCACUGAGUAUAAAGAAUCUUGGGUUGGUGAAGGGGAGAGCUGAAGCGAAGACGGCAAGUUUGAAUAGGAAGCCAAAUCUUGAAGCCUUGGAAUUGGAGUGGAACAUGCUUGACAGAGAUAAUGCUGCUGGGGAAGAAAUGACAUUGGAGGCUUUGGAGCCACAUGAGAAUUUGAAGAAACUGAAGUUGCAGCAUUACAGUGGGAGUAGUCUACCCAGCUGGGUUUCUAACUCUCUCAAGAAUGUGGUCAUAAUCAGUCUAUCUCGUUGUGGAGGACUGCGGUAUCUCCCUUCGCUGGCGCCACUGGUUUCACUUGAAGAGUUGGAGUUGUACAGCCUUGAAGGUUUAGAGUACAUACAGAUGGAGGAGGCGACGUCACCAUCAUCAUCAUCAUCUGCUUCAAACAAUAAUCCGCAACUUCUCCCCCGCCUCAGGUCUCUCGCCAUUAGGCAUUGCAACAACCUCAUAAGCUGGUGGUCGACCUCCAAGAUUGAGGUGCCACUAUUCCCUUGUCUUUCCGUUCUAGACGUUCAUGACUGUCCCAAGCUGGCAUGGACUCCUCGUUUUUCAGUUCAUAUGGAAAAAGUUAAGCUAAGCGAUGUGAGGAGUGACUUGUUGGGCGAGUUUGCAGCCUCACUUCCUCCACCCCGUUCUCCAACACACUCCCGGUUCAAAGAACUAACAAUUGAUGGGAUGGAAGGUCUGCAAGUUUUGCCGCAAGAGCUACAUCCACAACUUGUCUCGCUCGAGUCGCUGUGUAUACAGAGUUGCUUAGACUUGACGACUCUGUCUCCACCAGCUAGCAGUGAACAACAUCUCGCUUUUUCCCUGUAUCAUUGCCUUCCAGCCCUGCGUUGCCUGCAAAUGUGGGGACUCCUGGGUUUGGAUUGUUUACCACAGUGGCUGCAGCAUUCCUCUCAUUUGCGGGAGCUGCGGAUAUCAUACUGUCAUGGUCUUGGGUGUUUACCGGACUGGCUUCCGAAGCUCACGAUGAUCGAGACUUUGCAAAUAAAAGACUGUGAGCUUCUAUUACCCAGGUUGGAAAGCAGAACGGCUCAGGACUGGCACAAAGUUGAGCACAUUCUGAAUAUUACAAUCAAUGAUAAAAUGGUUCAACGGAAUGGUAACUACUUGGAACUAGCGGGAAAUGACCAACACCAGGAACAAGAAGCAGAGAGAGAAGAAGAAGAAGAAGAUGAUCAUGAAGUACUACCCGCCACAAGUGCCCAAUCUUCGAGGAUGUUGUGGAAUUUGAUAAUAGCAAGGCUGACUUGCAACCUUUUCAAGAGAUGCUUUCUCUGCUAGCUUCCUUUUUGGCAUUGCUCCACCUUUCAAUGCAAUGCGCGCGACGAAUUCUGGUGGAAGAGGAUAGCCUCAUUCAUUUGUUUAAGGUUUGCAUUGUUCCUUGCAUUGAGUGAGGGUGGAAGGAGUGGAGAUCGUCGCCGUCGCAGUCGAGGUCGAGGAAGUCGUCGACGGAAGAGAGCACGGCGGAGCUUUCGUUGGACGCCAUAGAAGCACCAGUAGUAGUAGUGAGUGGGAAAAAUCACGGACCAGGAGUUGGAAGAAAAGGGAAUAUUGGAAUUGGAGGAAAGGAGAAGCAAGUGGAGAAAACAGAGCUUAAAGAAGAGAUUUGAUGGUUGGUUCUUCCGUGAAUGAUUGAUUCUGUUUGGGUUGGGUGGGAGACUUUGGAGUAGCGGAUAAUUAAUUGGUCUCAGAAGAAAUUAGGGUUUUUUAUUUAUUUUAAAUGAAAGUGAUAAUGAGGUGGAAAUGAGAUGACAAUUUUAAAAAAAUUAAUUUUAUUA